Dentiscutata heterogama is the source of this 353-nucleotide messenger RNA. Lineage: Eukaryota; Fungi; Glomeromycota; Glomeromycetes; Diversisporales; Gigasporaceae. The record is from the annotation of a GenBank genome assembly.
AGGAUGUUGAGCAAAAACACAAAGGAUUUAUUCCAUUUUUAGCUAAAUAUGUAUUUAUGAUAUCUCAUAAGCCUCCGAAGGAAGCUUUUAAUUUUCGCCAUAACCAUAUUAAUGAUGAAUCAUUUACUCAACGAGAUUGGGAUCAGUUUUAUCAUCGUCUUGAUUUUAUAAUCGAGUUUACAGGGAAGUGGAAUAAUGAUAUAGACCAACGUACCACUGAGCUUAUAUUUCAUAAGGGUUCAGAGGAAGAUUUUUGUAAUAUGAAUUGGGAUGUUAAAUAUCGUAAGGGUGAAUUUACUGUUGACGAGCUAAAAACUAUAGUUCAAGAUUUAAAUCAAGAGCAAGAUGGUGAG